GAGACAGUAAUUUUUGUCAAUUUUUCCAAAUUUUAAUUAUUUUCUCAAAUAUUACCCCACAAUGGACAUUACGUAUUAUAAAUACGCUAUUUACCUUGUAACCGUUUAUCAAACCGAAUUUGAAUAUUAAUGCAGAACAUUUUUGUUCAAGAAUCCCAAAAAAGUUUGCUAAAUUUGAAAUUUUUAAAUUGAUAAACAACCAAAUCAUGAAAGAAAAAUGCCUACGAACAGGACCACUGUGUCAAGCGCGCUCCGACGCCGUGUCGUGUUCAAGAUCAGACCCGAACAAAACCGGCUACGGGAUGGAUAGGAAAACGCACUUAACCUCCGAACCAAUUUGGCAAAAACUCCAACAAUAUUAUGAAACGAAAGGCCAAAAUCUGGUAAUCAAGGACCUAUUUGGAAGCGAUCCAGGAAGAUUCGAAAAAUUAAGCCUCAAAUUACCUACCCCAGAGGACGGUGAAAUCCUGCUCGACUACUCGAAAAAUCGCAUCGACAGUGAAGGCCUCAAUUUACUCUUCGAACUUGCCAAACAACGAAAUGUCGAACAAGCCAGAGACGAAAUGUUUAAUGGCAAAAAAAUCAACUUCACUGAAGGCAGAGCCGUCUUGCAUAUUGCCCUGAGAAAUAGAUCCAACAGGGCCAUUUUGGUUGACGGCAAAGAUGUUACGCCCGAUGUUAAUGCUGUUUUGGAACACAUGAAACAGUUUACUAAUUUGAUAUUGAGUGGACAAUGGAGAGGAUAUUCUGGUAAACAAAUUACCGAUGUCGUCAACAUUGGUAUCGGAGGCUCAGAUCUCGGUCCUCUGAUGGUAACCGAAGCCCUAAAACCCUACAACAAAGGCUUACGAGUCCAUUUUGUCUCGAACAUCGACGGAACUCAUUUGGCAGAAACUCUGAGAAAAGUCGAUCCAGAAACUGUAUUAUUUAUUAUUGCUUCAAAAACAUUCACUACUCAGGAGACUAUCACUAAUGCCACUUCAGCUAAAGAAUGGUUCCUGGGACAUGCCAAAGAUGCUUCAGCAGUUGCCAAACACUUUGUCGCUCUCAGCACCAACGAGCCAAAAGUCAAAGAUUUUGGUAUUGACCCCGCCAACAUGUUUGGUUUCUGGGACUGGGUUGGAGGGAGGUAUUCCUUAUGGUCAGCCAUUGGUCUAUCUAUUUGUUUGGCCGUUGGUUAUGAUAAUUUCCAACAAUUGUUGGAGGGAGCUCAUCAUUUGGACAAGCAUUUCCAGACUGCGCCACUGGAACAAAAUGCUCCAGUAAUUUUAGCCUUGCUCGGAAUCUGGUACGACAACUUCUUUGGAGCUGAAACUCAUGCCCUUUUACCAUACGACCAAUACCUACACCGAUUUGCUGCGUAUUUCCAGCAAGGCGAUAUGGAAAGUAAUGGAAAAUAUGUUACUAAAAGUGGCAAACCAGUUGAAUACAACACUGGUCCAAUUGUCUGGGGCGAACCUGGUACCAAUGGCCAACACGCUUUCUACCAACUAAUUCAUCAGGGUACUCGAAUUAUUCCAGCUGAUUUCAUUGCUCCAGCACAGAGUCAUAAUCCCAUAGGUAACAGUCUGCACCACAAAAUUCUGUUAUCCAAUUUCCUGGCUCAAACUGAAGCUUUGGCUUUCGGAAAGACAUCAGAACAAGCCAGGGCAGAACUGGAAAAAUCUGGACUGCAAGGGGAAGCCUUGGAGACAAUUUUACCGCACAAGGUAUUCCAAGGAAACCGACCCACAAACAGUAUAGUUGUUAAGAAGUUGACACCGUUCACUUUGGGAGUACUCAUCGCUUUGUAUGAACACAAAAUCUUCACCCAAGGCAUCAUCUGGGACAUCAAUUCCUUCGACCAAUGGGGAGUAGAGCUUGGCAAGCAGUUAGCCAAAGCUAUCGAACCUGAACUCCAAGAUAAUACACCAGUGUCAUCACAUGAUUCCUCCACUAAUGGACUCAUCAACUUUAUUAAAGCCAACCGUUAGAAAAAAAAAAUGUUCGGUGUAAGGGUGCGAUUGCCAACAUUUUCCCUAUUAGAAAUUUCCCUUACUAUAUUAGACUGUCAGGUUUGGUGUUUAAUAUGGACGCACCCCAAGAUCUUUACUUAUGGCAUAAUAAGUGAGGACUAUAAUCACCCGUUAGAAAACCCAAAUUAAAAAAUACAUGGUAUGGCAUUGGUAGAGGCACAGCAAAAUGAGCUAUAAAUGUGGUUAUUUUACUUUUCAAAAAUAGAUGAUUGUGAACGUAAUUUAUUAUUAAUUAUUUUGUUUAUGUUAUAUAUUUUAUUUUUGUCCUUUUGAAUUUAUUAAAUGCUACUGUUUUCAAAAAGGAUGAAUUUUUAAUUGGGGACUUCUUAAUGGAAACUGGUUGAUAAAUAUUGUAAACAAUUUAUUUUAUAACUACAACCUGAUAACUUGAUAUUUUGAAAAAAAUUAACAAAACAAUAUUUAUUGAUAUUAACUUCAUGUUUUGAAGCAACAUACAGGAUGCACCAUUUAAAGGCAAUAUUCAGUAGGUAUUUAUCCAAAAAAUAAUAAUAUAUUCGAUGUAUUGCUGCAAAAGAAAACAAGUUGAAAGAGCAAAACAUUUGCAGUCUUUUUAAUUGGAAAACCCUGUAUAUAAAUUAACACCAACAACAAACCAUAACAACCAGGCUAUUGAACAUUGAUUAAACAAUUUGUGUAAGUCAAUUUACACUUUAAUCCAUUGUAGGUAACAAAUAAGUACAUCUAUAUAGUCUUAUAAACUACCAACUUCUUAGUCUUGAAAAAAAUUACAAAUUUUAGUUGAGUUGGUCAGUAUUGGAAAUAAUAUAAUUUUGUUUAAGUGAACAAUAAUUGGAAUUGGUGUUUAAGCUCCAAUCCGAUUGCUUCGUUUCUUCAAGACUAAGAAGAUUUAUUUCAGAUAACAUAGGAAAAUAAAGUAGUAAAUAUUUUAAAUAAAAACAGUAUAAGAAAGUUCUAGAAGACCUAGAGUUACAUACUAAAGAAAAAUCAGUCAAGAAGUUAGGCCUAAAAUUUUAAACAAAAUAACACAGAAUACUUUGGUUAUUUACGUAUUAAGUGUUAAAACUUUUGAUGUUUUGGAGGCUUUGGCAAAAAAGUCUGUUAUUUGCCAUAGCGUCUUAAAACAUUAAACUGAACAAUUGUAAUAUGAAAACCUUGCUAUAUAAAUACGAAUAUAAAUGCCGCAUAUAAAGACAAAUUUGGUCACUUUAAAAAGUUUGUUUUUUAUAAAACGUAUCACAAAAAAACAUGUAAUUUCGAUCCAUUUUCUUUCCAUACACUAGAUUUAUAAAGACAGUCUUUUACAGUUUAGGUUUAGAAAUAUCGCUUUUUUUUUUGUUCGUUGAAUAUUUUUGCAAUAAUCUAGUGGGCGAUAAAUAGAAUUGUUGAUUUGGCACUUAAAAAAAUUUGCAAAUUUGAUAAUAUGGAUUCUUACUUGUAUUAUGCGGAAACUCAAAGACCCACCUAUAUUAUUGUAAAAAUAUUCCAGAUAAUUUCAGAGAAAGUCUAUAGAAAUAAUCAGACCGCCACCAACGUUAAAGAACCGAACUGAUAUCCUCUGGCUCUUUGUCUCGUUCCUUUUCUUUUUUAUCAUCUUUUUCUUUCUUUUUUGAUUUUUUUCUUCGUUUAGAGUCUCGCGUUUUCGGUGAUCUUUCCAAUAGAAACAGGGCCUCGUGAAAAUCAUCUGAACUCAAGUUGGAUUCUUGAACGUGAAGAACUGAACUGAGUGCACCAUCCGUUGAAGAUUUCGGAAAC
Molecule: messenger RNA, 3749 nt
Organism: Ceutorhynchus assimilis (cabbage seed weevil)
Lineage: Eukaryota; Metazoa; Arthropoda; Insecta; Coleoptera; Curculionidae
Source: the annotation of a GenBank genome assembly